AUGGUGGUGUUUAUAGACCAUUCACUGGAUGACGUUUCUUUUUGUGAACCAGCGAGUGGCUUCCGCCCAGGGAAUGCCCCGCCGUCGUCGCUCGCGAAGGACAGCCGUUUUGUGCUCGCCGCCCCCCAGCCUCAACUGGGAGCUGGAAACCCUACCAGGAAUAAUAUAGCCGAUGGAAAUGGAUCGGAGAAAGAUGGGGAUUCUUCAAGCCUAAAUGGCAUUAUAUCGAUGGCAUUACGCUGCUACCCGAACGAGGUUAUCGACAGUAUAAUAAGCAACUCUUCCUCGCAGCUGUCUAAUAAUAACUGGGGCGGACUUCUCCCAAACCGAAAUGGCAGUCUUAAUUGGGGCAAAGUCGGAUGUUGCGCUAGAGAUUUGGUUGAUAAAUGUCAACGAUGCGAUGAAUAUGUUUGUAGGAAUUGUACAAUCAAACCUCCUUCAUUGGCCAACUUGAAAAGUCGUUUACGACGAAUUUGCCCAGCCUGUAUCGAUGCGCCCCUAAUUGACCAUGGAAAUGGAUUUAACGCCAAUGGAUCAACGUCAGGCCUGCACCUAUGCAAUUGUGAUACCAACUCCUGGUACUGUCGACCAUGUGGUCAACAUUUAAGAUGUGAGGACGUUACCUACCAACGUGUCUGGUCAUGGCGCAAUAGAUAUAAUGAAUUUCUUGGCGGCGGUGGCCAUUGGGUUGGCUUUGGUGACUGUGGCCAAGGUGUCCAAUGUGGCCUCGAACAGAGAUGCCUUGCUGCUGAAUACAUUGAGGUAGAGGUGGACUGUGAAGCUGGAGACUGGGCGGCAGAAUUUUCCCAUUCUGAUAAUUCGAGUAACUCCGCCAUCGACAAUUUUCGCCACCCGAACUCGCUCUCGCAUUCGGAGGGUCGGGAUGACGAGGAACCAGGCUACCUUAGACAGGAAAUUGAGGGAAUCGGAGGCAUCGUAAAGCAAAAAGUUAAGAAGAGGGUCCGUGUUGGAGCUAGUGUUGAGGAAUGUGACGAUGACCGCGAAACAACAACAUAUUUGAAACAAGAAACCUCUGGGGCCGUGCGAAUCACAUCGGGGUACGAUGUGACUCCUGGCUUCCAGCCUUGUGACUUCUGUAGGCUAUGCUGA
This is a messenger RNA of Microsporum canis CBS 113480, 1110 nucleotides long. RefSeq lists its product as hypothetical. The transcript is spliced from 4 exons. The record is from RefSeq and is a predicted model, not a curated record. The coding region runs from base 1 to 1110 and encodes 369 amino acids. NCBI's taxonomy places the organism in Eukaryota, Fungi, Ascomycota, Eurotiomycetes, Onygenales, Arthrodermataceae.